UUAAGGGGAGCUUCAUUGACCCAUCGAGAUUUGGUGAGAUCAGAUCAUCGUCUUAUUGUGAUUACCUCUUCGACUAGUCAACCCGAGCCCUUCGUUCUCUCUUUCUCUGCCAUUUCCUCAAUGGGAAGGAAGCAGAACGAUCAGCCAGGCAGCGGGAACCGGCGCUCGCUUUUAAUCCCCAUCCUUCUCUCCCUCACUUCCUGCAUCCUCGUUUACACGGUCACCUCAUGGGCCUUGCGCCAUCCGACAAACACCUCGUCGGAGGGCGGCUCAUCGGCGAUUUUUGCGAGGUUGAAGCGAGGUGAUGUGGAGGAUGAGGGAGAAGAGACGGGGGAGUGCUGCCGAGGAUUAGAGCAUUUGGAAUUAUGGGGGGCGGCUGUGAAAUGGGGAACCGAUCACAAGUUCAAUACCUCGAGAGAGUGCUGCCAAGCAUGCAAAGCCAUGUGCAGCGGUGUGGAUGGGCCUUGUUUGUGCGAUUCGUGGGUGUUCUGCGGGGACAGGGAACGCUGCCGAGAGAAAUUUGGUGAGUGCUGGCUGAAGAAACAGAAGGAUGCCAUGCUUCCUGAUUUGCAAGAGUUUGGAGAAAAAGUUAUUUGGACAUCUGGUCUUAUAUUUGGAAAGGGAGAGGGCAUCGUUAGCUUGGAAACAGAAUAUGGAAAUAUUCAUAUUAAACUUUUCCCUGAUUGCGCCCCACACUCUGUGGCUUAUAUUGUUGAAUUACUGGGCGCACGACACUGUGCCGGUUGCCGAAUAUACCGUGCUGAGGGACGAGGACUCGCAUGGGAUUCCAUGGGAAACCACGUAACAGAGGCUUCUUUUGGCCCUCCUUAUGCCCUCAUUCAAGGAACACUGGAAGCUGAAGGACUUCCUUUCAAAAGCAUACCAGUAGAAGCCUGCCCCACCAUCAAAAGAGGCUCUGUAGCUUGGAUUGGUGGAGGCCCGGAGUUCUUCAUCAGUCUUGCCAAUCACCAUGAAUGGGGAAGAACUUAUACAAUCUUUGGCUCUGUUCUUCCUGAAGAUAUGGAGAUUGCUGAGAAAAUUGCAGGGUUUCCAACCAAAUUGGAUACAUGGAAUGGUGUUAAUGUAUCAGUGUUGGAGAACCCCAUCGAUUUGAAAAUCAAACGCAUGUCCGCAAACAAUGGAGACCUAAAUCUCGUAAGCAAUUCGGACUCUGGUACAAUCUGAUCUUAGUUUCUUUCAUAUUAAUAUAUCUCAUCUCACAAAUGUGAUUAGAACUGCAUCAUUGUCGUUGUAGAUGUUGAGUUUUUUGAGAAAAGCAUUUUUA
Messenger RNA from Phalaenopsis equestris, 1285 nucleotides. RefSeq lists its product as uncharacterized. Gene Ontology annotation, molecular function: peptidyl-prolyl cis-trans isomerase activity. Lineage: Eukaryota; Viridiplantae; Streptophyta; Magnoliopsida; Asparagales; Orchidaceae. The transcript is spliced from 5 exons. Gene Ontology annotation, biological process: protein peptidyl-prolyl isomerization. The coding region runs from base 121 to 1185 and encodes 354 amino acids. The record is from RefSeq and is a predicted model, not a curated record.